Messenger RNA from Symphalangus syndactylus (siamang), 4601 nucleotides. It is a transcript of the gene LIX1L, whose product is annotated as limb and CNS expressed 1 like. Lineage: Eukaryota; Metazoa; Chordata; Mammalia; Primates; Hylobatidae. The record is from RefSeq and is a predicted model, not a curated record. Gene Ontology annotation, cellular component: cytoplasm. Gene Ontology annotation, biological process: autophagosome maturation.
AGUCCCCAGGCGCUCGCUGACUGGGGUGGUUGGGACCGUUAGCUCGGCAGGCUGGCAGGCUCCGGGGCGCUACUCCAUUGGCGGCCGGGAUGGAGACGAUGCGAGCUCAGCGGCUGCAGCCUGGUGUGGGCACCAGCGGGAGGGGCACUCUCCGAGCGCUGCGGCCGGGAGUGACUGGGGCCGCGGCUACCACCGCCACACCCCCUGCGGGCCCCCCGCCUGCCCCGCCGCCUCCCGCACCGCCUCCGCCGCCGCUGCUCCUGUCUGGGGCCCCAGGACUACCCCUGCCCCCCGGCGCCGCCGGCAGCCCGGCAGUGCUGCGAGAGGCCGUGGAGGCCGUGGUGAGGAGCUUCGCCAAGCACACGCAGGGCUAUGGCCGAGUGAAUGUGGUGGAGGCACUUCAGGAAUUCUGGCAGAUGAAGCAGUCCCGUGGUGCUGACUUAAAGAAUGGGGCUUUAGUGGUUUAUGAGAUGGUUCCCUCCAACAGCCCUCCUUAUGUCUGCUAUGUCACCCUGCCUGGGGGAAGUUGUUUUGGGAGUUUCCAGUUUUGCCCUACAAAAGCUGAGGCCCGGAGGAGUGCUGCAAAGAUUGCGCUAAUGAAUUCUGUGUUUAAUGAACAUCCUUCCCGAAGAAUCACUGAUGAGUUCAUCGAGAAGAGUGUCUCUGAGGCCCUGGCAUCUUUCAAUGGCAACAGGGAGGAAGCUGACAACCCAAAUACAGGGAUUGGUGCCUUCCGAUUCAUGCUGGAAUCCAACAAGGGCAAAUCAAUGUUGGAGUUCCAGGAGCUAAUGACAGUUUUUCAACUGCUACACUGGAAUGGCAGCCUUAAGGCCAUGAGGGAACGUCAAUGCUCUCGGCAGGAGGUGUUGGCUCAUUAUUCGCACCGGGCCCUGGAUGAUGAUAUUCGCCACCAAAUGGCCUUGGACUGGGUGAGCCGGGAGCAGAGUGUGCCAGGGGCACUGUCUAGAGAGCUGGCCUCUACUGAGCGGGAGCUGGAUGAAGCCCGACUGGCAGGCAAGGAGCUGCGCUUCCACAAGGAGAAGAAAGAUAUUCUCGUGCUGGCUGCUGGGCAGUUGGGCAAUAUGCAUUCUUCCAACUGCUAGGCAUCCACCCACAUACUCCCCAGCCUUUCCACGGCUUUUUUUUAUGUCUCCUUUCUAGGAUUUAGGAUGGUUUUUUGUACAUACUUUCUCAAUUUUAUACUUUAAAAUAUAUAUAUAUGUGUAUAAAUUCUACACCUAGAUUCCUAUUUGCUAAGAGAUCCCUUUUCUUACUUCCAGUUUUUGGAUAUAGUUUUAUUUGAAACAUCUUCAGUCCACUUUACAACAAAGAGCAGGUUGUCUUUGAAGCUUUGUUAGCUCUUAAACUUCCAGAUUAACUAUGUAGUCAUUUCAGUAGCACUAAAAGAUUAACUCAAGUGUUUAUGUCUCCUUCUUUUCAAAUAUCAGGUAGCUUGAAUAAGGAUUAUGUGCCCCACCCUUACUCUCAUUCCUGCUUCCUCUUGGACUCAAACAGGGUAUGAGUAUGAAGAUUUUGCCUUUAGUUCUUGAACUGAACCUGCUUGCUAUCCCUUUCCUCCCCACCACUACCUUAUUCCUUCUCUGCCUCCAAAUUGCCACUUUGUUUUGAGGCUUCCUUCCCUACCUUAUUAUUCUGAAGGAAGUAGAGAUCUUGCUUCUGAAAGCACUUCUAAGAAACUGCCCAGGGACAAGAUAAAUUACAAACAAUUCAUGGGAGUUUACUACCUAAGAUGCUCCUAGGGCAUAUGUAUACCAUACUAGUAGUCUAGAUUUCUGGAUAUACUCUACAGUAGAUGGGGGUUAUGGUUGAAACUGAUUCUCUUUCAGUAUUCCCUCUGCACAUCGCCCCUGCUCACCGAGCUUAGUUGAACCCUGCGUUUAGACCUUCCUGCCUGCAGCUAUUAGUAGAAGGUAAAACAUAUUUCCAUAUUUCCCUUUACCUAACAUUUUAUUUUUUGGAAGCGUUAUCAGUCCUAUUUGGUUAGUGAGAACCAUGUUCCCCUUAUUCCCAAUAAGUUGCUGCUGUUUACUACCUUAGAUUCUCAUUUGUUUUCUCUUUCUUUCCUCUUCUUCCACAUUAAUUAUUAGAACAUGAGUUGAUCAGGAAACUUAAAUGAGACUUUAGUAUUUUGGCACUUCCUAAUUGACACCUUGGGAGACUGUAGGAAGGGAAAGAGAAUCAAUGAUCAGUUGUGUGUGUGUGUGUGUGUGUGUUUUGAAGACAGAGUCUCACACUUUUGCCCAGGCUGGAGUGCAAUGGCGCGAUCUCGGCUCACUGCAACCUCCGCCUCCAGGGUUCAAGUGAUUCUUUUGCUUCAGCUUCCCGAGUAGCUGGGAUUACAGGCACAUGCCACAACGCCUGGCUAAUUUUUAUAUUUUUAGUAGAGACAGGGUUUCACCAUGUUGGCCAGGCUGUUCUUGAACUCCUGACAUAAGGUAAUCCACCCGCCUCAGCCUCCCAAAGUGCUGGGAUUAUAGGCAUGAGCCACUGAGCCUGGCCUAUUUGUGGGGUUUUUUUUGUUUCUUUGUUUUUUUUGAGACUGAGUCUUGCUCUGUCGCCUAGGCUAGAGUGGAGUGGCGCGAUCUCGGCUCACUGCAACCUCCACCUCCCAGGUUCACACCAUUCUCCUGCCUCAGCCUCCUGAGUAGCUGGGACUACAGGCGCCCGCCACCACGCCCAGCUAAUUUUUUGUAUUUUUAGUAGAGACGGGGUUUCACCAUGUUAGCCAGGACGGUCUCGAUCUCCUGACCUCGUGAUCCACCUGCCUCAGCCUCCCAAACUAUUUGUGUGUGUGUGUGUGUUUUUUUUUUUUGAGACGGAGUCUUGCUCUGUCGCCCAGGCUGGAGUGCAGUGGCGCUAUCUCGGCUCACUGCAAGCUCCGCCUCCCGGGUUCACACCACUCUCCUGCCUCAGCCUCCUUAGUAGCUGGGACUACAGGCGCCCACCACCACGCCUGGCUAAUUUUUUUGUAUUUUUAGUAGACACAGGGUUUCACCGUGCUAGACAGGAUGGUGUCGAUCUCCUGACCUCAUGAUCUGCCCUCCUUGGCCUCCCAGAGUGCUGGGAUUACAGGCGUGAGCCACCGCGCCCGGCUCUAUUUGUGUUUUUAACACCAUUCUCCCCCACCUCUCUCCUGGCUGACAUAAGAGAGAAAUAACCUGUAGUACAGCAGCUAAAGUAUUCUCCUUUCAGAGAAUUUUUUUGGAGGUCUCUAAUAUAUAUUUCCCCCUUGUCUCUGUGAUCUCUUUUAUACUAUAUUAUUGUCCCAUGUACUUUCUUUUUUUUUUUUUUUUUUGAGACGGAGUCUCGCUCUGUAGCCCAGGCUGGAGUGCAGUGGCGCAAUCUCCGCUCACUGCAAGCUCCGCCUUCCCGGGCUCACGCCAUUCUCCUGCCUCAGCUUCCCGAGUAGCUGGGACUACAGGCGCCCUCCACCACGCCCGGCUAAUUUUUUGUAUUUUUAGUAGAGACGGGUUUUCACUGUGUUAGCCAGGAUGGUCUCGAUCUCCUGACCUCGUGAUCCACCCGCCUCGGCCUCCCAAAGUGCUGGGAUUAUAGGCGUGAGCCACCACGCCUGGCUUGUCCCAUGUACUUUCUAAACUGAGCUUGGGACAUUUAGUAUUCCUGCAAUUGGACUUUCCACUUAACAAUUAUACAGACUUUGCUUUUAGAAAUAGAUUAGGUUCCAAACAGAAAGUUCAAGUGUAACAACAACAGUAAAAAUAGAUUAUGAAACAGGCCAUAUUUGGCUCUUUUGGAUUUGAUAGGGGCAAGAUGAAAGGCAACUUUCUUGCUUUUGAAAUCAUGUUGGAUAAGAGGUAAGGAAUCCAGCUACAAUUUUAUUAGUGCUUGAAACAGGCUUCUUUGAAUUCUCCAGGCCCUAUCUUUUUUUUUUUUUUUUUUUUUUUUUGAGACGGAGUCUCGCUCUGUCACCCAGGCUGGAGUGCAGUGGCGUGAUCUCGGCUCACUGCAAGCUCCGCCUCCCGGGUUCACACCAUUCUCCUGCCUCAGCCUCUCCGAGUAGCUGGGACUACAGGCGCCCGCCACCACGCCCGGCUGAUUUUUUGUAUUUUUAGUAGAGACAGGGUUUCACCGUGGUCUCGAUCUCCAGACCUCGUGAUCCGCCCGCCUCCGCCUCCCAAAGUGCUGGGAUUACAAGCGUGAGCCACCGCGCCCGGCCAUUUUUUUUUUCUUACUGAUCAGAAGAGAGCUGGGGUAGAAGCCCCAUCUUUGUAUUCCAUGAAACACAUCGGGUUGGAGUAAAGGCAAAAACAGCUAGACAUACCAGGUGUGUCUGUUUGUAUUGAUAUUUAUAAGCUGGCACUCAUCAACACUCCUGUUUCUUCUUUCUCUGGGAAGAAGUGUGGGUUAACGGGUGUGAGUUGUGGGAAGAAUUGCCCUCGUACCUCCUGGAUUUAUUAUUUUUCUCAAAUACCAACCAGUAAGAUCCCAAAUAACUUCAGAAAAAUUGUUUCCUGAUCUGUCCACUUCUGGUGUCAAAGAUUUUACUCAUCUUCUUAGUACAUUCUAUGUAUUUUAUAUGUAUAAUUUUAUACAAUUAAAAAUAGAUUUUUGUCUAGUGA